UCUUGCUUGUUGGUUUGAAGGUGGCCCUACGGGCCUUUACCUCCGAUGGAUAAGAUAGAAAAUUGGCAUGAAAAGGACCAAGCGAUUACGGUCUCUGAGGGCAACGGGUUCCUAUAUAAUCUUGCACUUCGCGCGAAGGUCGAUUCCAGUCCAAAUGAUAUCUACAGUAUUCUCACAGACCCCAACACCGUCUCGAUCUUCCGAUCAAUCAAGGAGUGUACCUACCGACGUGUUGUGGAGGACGAUGGGCAGGGGCAGCGGCGGCUGGAGAUAGGGCACCGAGCGGUGGCGCGAUUCCUCUUCAUCAGCAUCUCAUUCGAGACGCACCUGCAUGUGUGGGAGAAUGACGUGGAGAAGACGAUCAAGUUCCAAUUGGCUGGACCGGGCCUCAUGCAAAAGUUCGACGGCUGCUGGCGCAUCAAGCCCUUCACGCAAGAGACCCUGGACGACAUCUACCACCCGGAGAGGCUGCAGAGCAGCAGUCCCCGCAACCACCAUCACAACCACAACCACCACCAUCACAACCGCAAUCACCAGCAGCACAACGGCUUUGGCCUGUUCAACGCCGCGAGCCUGCUGGGCUUCCUACACCACCACCGGCCUCCCGAGGCGCGUGAGUCGCUGGUGACGCUCGAGCAGAGCAUCCUGCCCCGCGGCCCCACCCCGCCCGGUCUGAAGGGGCUGGUGCGGGGGCUGUGUGCGCACCAGCUGCGGUGCAUGAUGGAGGACCUGCGCCGGGAGCUGGACCGACGCAAGCAGCAGCAGCAGCAACAGCAGGAGGGCUCGGCCCUGACAGCUGCUGCUACAGCAGGCACCGGCGACAGCACAGCACCCGCAGCGGCGGCUGUGUCGGGCUCCUCCAAGGGGCAGCAUCUUGGGUCUCUGGCGGCGGCACCGGCUGCUGCAUGCAUGGCACUGGCGGGCGGCGGCUCGCUGUGGGCCGCAGUGGCACCGCUCUGUACCAUCAGUGUACGGCUGUGAUGCGGUCAAAGAUGGGGAGAUGGGGGGACAAUAAAUGAGGAG
Molecule: messenger RNA, 1023 nt
Organism: Astrephomene gubernaculifera
Lineage: Eukaryota; Viridiplantae; Chlorophyta; Chlorophyceae; Chlamydomonadales; Astrephomenaceae
Source: the annotation of a GenBank genome assembly